Messenger RNA from Solanum lycopersicum (tomato), 699 nucleotides. NCBI's taxonomy places the organism in Eukaryota, Viridiplantae, Streptophyta, Magnoliopsida, Solanales, Solanaceae. The record is from RefSeq and is a predicted model, not a curated record.
AUGGCAGUAACUACUCGAGGGGGUAAGCAAAUCAUUGAUCCACCUAUACCGUCUGGUGUGGAAGAUGAGGUGAGAAAAGAGAAUGACGUAGUGGAAGAUAAUGGUGAGUUGGUAGAGAAAGCUGUGAAAGAAGCGGAGAUACCCCAAAAAGUGAUCCCCCUUCCUAGACCACCACCACCAUUUCCGCAAAGAUUGUUUAUGAAUGAUAUCGUUACUAAGAAGAGAUCGGUAAGUUUUGAGGAUUAUCACCGGAUGCAACAUUGUAAUACUAUUGGUACAAGGUCUCUUGUGCAAAAGGAAGAAGAUCCGAGAACUUUCACUAUUCCAUGUACCAUCUACUUGUUACACUUCACUAUAGCACUAUGUGAUCUUGGUGCAAGCAAAAAUCUCAUGCUUCUCUCUAUUUACAAGAAGUUGGGUUUGGGUGACCCAAAGCCCACUAUGAUGAAGUUACCAAUUUCCGAUCGAACGAUGAAGAGGCCUAUUGAGAUACUCCACGAUGUGUUAGUGAAGGUGGAGUCAUUUAUAUUUUCGGCCAACUUUGUGAUUUUUGAUUGUGAGGUGGAUUUUGAUGUGCUUAUUAUUCUAGGGAGCCCGUUCCUUUCUACCAAUCACGGCUUGGUUGACAUGGAAAAAAGGGCGGAUGAAGUUUACGUUAAAUUAAUGAAGAAUCAACUUUCAGCAUUUGUAGGUUCAUGA